AUGCGGCUCCGUCAGGAAUCGUCAGACCGGCACAGCCGGAGCCACAGUAAUCUGCCAAGCUUCGCCUCCUCCCUCUCCUCCUCGCCUGACGUCGCCACGCGCGGCGCGGGGCGUCGAACAUCUCACUCGGAAGAACAGGUACUAGAGGCGGAUUACCGGGACCCAUCGAAGGUAAAUUAUUCCCAGCAGAAUAGUGAAGCGUAUGCGCCGCAGACGGACGGCGGCUUGCCGGGACGGCGAAUUAGGGUUUCGAGCCACAGCGUGGGGCACAUGGGGGAGAUGGCAUCCGCGUCCCGUGUGCCUCCCCGCGCGCCGGGACCAGGUCGCGGGAGUCCCGUGAGUGCUCUCAACAAGGAUCGCCGCAGGCCAAUUUCGUAUGAUUCGCAGCAGUUCGUGAUGUCAAACGACCUCGCGGAUGGCACCCACGUCGCCGGUUUCGCCGCCGGUGGUAACCAGCUGGGUGCUGGGACUCGGCAUCCCUUGAGUGGGAGCAGCGGACCCGGCAGGGGCGGCGGAUUAGGAAGAGGAGGAGGAGUAGGAGGAGUAGGAGCAGGAGGCGGCGGCGGAGGCGGUGGUGGGAGUGGCGGUGCGGGUGGAAGCGGUAAGGAGUUACCGGGUGCAGGCGCGUCCCCCGCGGAAUGGUCAGGGGUUGGCGCAGGGGAGAGGCAAACGGGGCACGGGGGGUUGGAGGGGCGCGCGAUAGGUGGCCCUGGGCAAGGGUUACGGGCAGCAGCAGCAGGAGCGCGGACCACCUCCCCUCUGGCGCAGGUUCUCCCUGGGGAGGAGCCUUUUGGGGAGAGGCAUUCUAGGGACGGCUUCCCUGGGGUGGGUGCCAUCGGUAGGCGGCCGGGAGGCGGUAGAGGGGGAGGGCGGGGGGCUGUGGUAGGAAGGGGUGGUGGCGGUGGCGGCGGCGGCGGCGGGGGUGGCGGUAGCGGUGGCGUUCGAACGACCCCACCGAUGUCCCCCCUGGCGAGCCUAACGCACGAGGACUUUGCGGCGUUUGAGGGGUACUCGCGCAACCAGGACGCCAUUCACAGCGUGCUGCAGGCCGCCAGGGACCUCGUUGUGGACUGCCAGCAUGAGGGCGUGUGGGAGUCCGAGGCUACGCUCAAGCCGUGGCGCGGUGACGCCGAGCCUGACCGGCAGGUUCGGCAGCAGGGGAGAGGUGGGUCUGAGCCUGCGAGGCAGGCGUGGCAGGCCAAUUCGUACGGGCAGAAGGAGAGGGAUGCGCAGGGGCUUGUAGAGGCGAGGAGGGUAGUGGAUGGUGCGUAUGGGAACGAGGAAGAAGAGUACCGGCAGCCGGGGCAGCAGCAGCAGGGGCAGCAGCAGCAGCAGCAGCAGGGGGAGUACCAGCAGCAGCAGCAGCAGCAGCAGCAGCAGCAGCAGCAGCAGCAGCAGCAGCAGCAGCAGCAGCAGCAGCAGCAUCACCAGCAGCAGCAGCGGCGGCGGCAGCAGCAGCAGGAGGAGUGGGAGAGGAGGAACGGAUCGUACAGCGACCGGAGCUCGCUGGGCGAGCGGGCAAGCAGCAGCCAGCGCGGAUCCACCACGGAGCGAGCUGCGCCUGGCGACAUGGGGUCGUUCGGGGAGCAGAGGCAGGGGGGCCACAGCGCGCAGGAGAGGGGCAGGGCGGCUGGCCACCAGGGGCACGCGUCUGGGUCCCCCCUUGGCGCUUCCAACAGCAGCGCCGCUGCUAGUGGUCAGGUAGGGCGAGGGGGAGUAGGGGCAGGGGUGGGGGCGGGGGAAGGGGAGGGUGCAGGGGGAGAGGAAGGGUCAGGGGCAGGGGAUGGAGAAGGGGGGGUGGGAGGGGCGGGCGGGGCGGGAGGCGUGAGUGUGGUGGAUGGCGUGGCGCGGAGGAAGAAGAGGGCAGAGCGGCUGCAGGCAGUGCGGUACCGCGAUGCCAUGGCUGCUGCUGGCCUCCCCGCCGCUGCCCCCCAUGCUGGUACUGACCACUCUGCUGGCUCUGCUGCUGUUGCUGCUGCUGCCGCUGGGGAUUCUGCUAGGGAUGGUGCUGUUGGUGUUGGUGCUGCCAGGGGGAGUGGGGCAGCGGGAGGGGUGGUCAACCGUGGGGACGGGGUGGGGCAGGGCGAGACGAGUCAGCAGCACAGGCGGAUGGUGAGUGUGGACGAGAUGAUUCGAGCGUCACGGGAGCAGCGGCGUGCCAAGGCGGCAGCGGUGCACACGGCAGCAGCGGGCCCGUCCGCUGUGGACUUCUACCUGGGCUUCGAAGACGUGCCCCGCCACCUCCUGCACCACGCCCUCGCUGGUGGCAUGGCCGCUGGGGGAGCGGUGGGAGGAGUGGGAGGGGUGGGGCAAGCAGGGGGGAUGGGGCACGCGGGAGGGAUGGGGGCAGGAGGCGGAGGAGGAGGGGUCGGAGGGAGAGGAGGGGUAGGAGGAGGAGGAGGAGGAGGAGCACCGGUUAGGAGGAGAGCAGGGGAAGAAGGGAGAGGAGGGUUGGGGGGCAUGGAUAGAGCAGGAGAGGGCGGUAGCAGCAGUAGCAGCAGCUGGGCCAAGGAGGAGAUGGGGUACGUGAGGGCGGAGGGGCAGGGGGGCGAACGGCGAGGGGGUGGGGUAGGUGGAGCGGAAGGGGGAGGGGCAGUAGUGAAGGGGGGAAGGGGUCGGAGGCAGGCGAGUGCGUGUGAGGUGGGUCUGCGAGCCAUGGGGGAGGGGUUGGGGUAUGGGUAUGGGAACGAGAGUCAUGAGCAGGAACCGGGAUACAGGCAGCAGGAAGGGUAUGAGCUGGAGCAGCUGCAGGAGAAGGAGGCGAGUGAGCACCAGCAGCUGCUGCAGCAGAUGAGGCGGAGGAGGCUGCAGAGCGGCAGCGGCAGUGGCAGUGGCAGCGGCACUGGUAACAGCAUCAGUGGCGGUGCUGCCUCUUCUGCUGCUGACGUUGCUCGUCAUGCUGCUGCUGCUGCUGCUGCUAGUGCUGGUACUGCUGCUGGUACUGCUGCUGGUACUGCUGCUGGUACUGCUGCUGGUACUGCUGCUGGUACUGCUGCUGGUACUGCUGCUGGUACUGCUGCUGGUACUGCUGCUGGUACUGCUGCUGGUACUGCUGCUGGUACUGCUGGUGAUAGUGGUGCAAAUGAUCGGCUGGCGGCAUUCCUGGCCGACGCUGCCAAGCUGGCAUCAGGGAACGCUAACAGCAGCUUCAGCAGCCGAGAGGGAGGCCGGGAUAGCAGCAACGGAGAGAUUGUUACUGACAAUGAUGCUCAUGCCGCUGCUACUGCCGGUACCGGUGCUGGUGGUACGGGUGGCAGGGAGGGCUAUAGGAGGUCGAGGCUGGGCAGUGGGCAGGAGAGAGGUGCAGCGAGCGGGCACGGCAUGGCAGCUGCUGCUGCCACUGCACAAGGACCGGCAGAGUUGGGCAUUGGGGAGGAGGAGGAGGAGCAGGUGGCAACACCGCACCCCAAGCGCAUGAUAGAGCAGCUGGAACAGCUGCAGCCAUGCACAGGCCACAGCCUCGGGCAGCAGCAGCACCACCCAUCCCAAAACAAACCUCUUCAAAGCAACCUCCCCCAAAAGGACCUUCCCCAGCAGGACCACCCCCAGCAGCAGGUGGAGCAGCAGCAGGGUUUACCCGUGGUGGUGCGGGACGACCCAAUGGGGCAGGUGGCGCCCAUAACGGACCACAUCCUGCGCAUGCCGUAUGAGGACGUGCGUGCGCGCUACUCCCUGGGCAAGCACGAGAUCGGCGCGGGGCGCUUUGGGUCCAUCCGCACGUGCCUGGAGCGCGCCACUGGCCGCGUGUUUGCGUGCAAGACCAUUGACAAGAAGAGCAUCACUUGCAUGGAGGACGCGGAGGACGUGCGCAGGGAGGUGGCGUUCCUGGCGCGGCUGCAGGGCCACCCGCACAUCGUGAACCUGCAGGGCGUCAUGGAGGACGAACAGAGCAUCCGCGUGAUCAUGGAGCUGUGUGCGGGCGGGGACCUGUUCGACUGCAUCAAGGCGCGCGGGCAGCUGUCGGAGCGCACGGCAGCGCUGGUGCUGAGGGCACUGAUGGGCGCGCUGCAGCACUGCCACGCGCACGGCAUCCUGCACCGCGACGUGAAGCCCGAGAACAUCCUCAUGGCCGACCGCACGGACGACCGCAAGGGCAUCAAGCUCAUUGACUUUGGCGUCGCCACCAGUCUCGGGCAAGCGGGCCCGUGUUCGGAGGUGGCGGGCACGCCCGAGUACAUGGCGCCAGAGGUGCUGGACGCGGUGUACGGAGUGGAGGCGGACAUCUGGAGCGCGGGGGUCGUGCUCUACGUGAUUCUGUCGGGCGUGCCGCCCUUCUGGGCGUCAACGAAUCGCACGUUGGAGGAGGCGAUACGGCGCAAGAAGGUGGACUUCAAGUACUUUAAGUGGGCGGGCGUGUCUGACGACGUGAAGGAGCUCAUCAUGCGCAUGCUCAAGAAGAACCCGCGGUCCCGCAUCACGGCUCAAGAAGUGAUGAAAGAAGCAGUGCUUCCGCAUCACAGCAGAGCAAGCGAUGAGUGA
Closterium sp. Naga37s-1 is the source of this 4479-nucleotide messenger RNA. The record is from the annotation of a GenBank genome assembly. NCBI's taxonomy places the organism in Eukaryota, Viridiplantae, Streptophyta, Zygnematophyceae, Desmidiales, Closteriaceae.